AUGGACUCUCUUCAACACAACUGUCCAAGCUUAUCAGCAGACCUAAUAGCUGCAAAAGAUACUGAAGCGGGUCUCGCACUUUUCAGAGGAAUACCCUACGCAUCCGUCUCUAAGAGAUGGACCCAAAGCCAGAUUCAAGACUCGCUUUCAUCCCCAUUCGAUGCUACGAAGUUCGGACCAAGAUGUCCUCAGCCGCCCCAUGUAUCUUUGAUAGCAGCAAAUGUCAAGGCUCCGGCUCUUGAGGAAGAUGAAUUCGCUUGCUUAAAUCUGAAUAUCUCUGUCCCGGUAAAUGCUCUGCCGAAGCCGACGAGUAAUGAUCCAAAGUCCCUACUACCUGUAAUGGUUUGGAUACACGGAGGAGCAUUCAAAAACGGAUCUGCCUCAGAUCCUCGCUUCUAUCCCUCAACGCUUAGCACCAUCGCCUCAACUCACAACCACCCCGUCAUCAUCGUCCAAAUCUCCUACCGCCUAGGAAUCUUCGGCUUCGCCGCAUCCUCAGACCUCCUUUCAGAACACGCCUCCACUUCUCCAUCUUCCUCAGACCCAUUCGCCAAUUUCGGUCUCCACGAUCAACGCACAGCUUUCCAAUGGAUCCAAUCCCACAUCAAGGAUUUCGGCGGUGACCCAGAUAAUGUAACAGCUUUUGGGGUCAGCGCCGGCAGUGCAAGUCUUCACAUGCACAUGCUGUCCGGGAACCCUCUCUUCGAUCGUGCCGUCCUCAUGUCAGGAUGUGCCCCUACCAUGGGUCCUUUUCCCCUCCCACUCCUCGACAAAAGCUGGAGUAAACUCUGCCAGAAGUCCGGAGUCGACGCCUUUGAGACGUCUCAUCAACGCUUAGAAGCACUUCGGCUCCUCACCCCCGAAGAAGCAAUAACCAACAACGGCCUCAGCACGACUCUCGCCCCCCUAGCAGACGGAAUAUAUCUCCCCAGAGCAUGGAAACUUGGCGAUGCACACCCCAGUACCCGCUGCAAAGAAAUUAUAAUCGGCAACACCCUCGUCGAAGCCAUCAUCUUCGACGUGCUCGCCAAACUCCUGCCCCAAUCCAUAUUCCACUCCAAACUCCUAUCCGCAUUCCCCAACCCAGAGGACAGCACUCGCUUCAUUUCUCUCUUCGGCUUCGAUUUCGCUAAGGAGAAAGAGAUGUCCCCAGAAGCAUAUAGAGACGCCCUAAGAAGAUUCCUCUCCGCAGUGAUCUUCCACUACCCGUCCCUCAAAGUCGCCGAAUCCUUCUCCUCUGUGUCAACAUCCUCAGACACAAAAUCCUACCUCUACCGCUUCAGCACCCCCUCUCCAUUCCCCGGGCCCUCGCACUGCCUAGCCGCCCACGGACAAUGUGCCAUCUUCCUAUUCAACAACGAUUCCGAUUCGUGGCCUUCUGAAUGCCAGGUCAUCUCUAAGGAGAUGGCGAGGACUUGGACGGCGUUUGCGUAUGGUGAAAAGCCGUGGGAGGAGUUUAUGUCAGAGGAUGACAAGGUGAUGAGUUUCGGGAAUGGGGUGUUUGGUUUGAGAGGUCUUGAUGAGGGAGAAGAUGAGGGCUGGGGAAGAGAGGAUGGAACGACUGGGUGGCUUCGGGUACAUUUCGAUGAAGCGUUGAUGUUCGUGCUUGGUUUGAUGGGAUGA
Cadophora gregata is the source of this 1623-nucleotide messenger RNA. RefSeq lists its product as uncharacterized. The record is from RefSeq and is a predicted model, not a curated record. Bases 1 to 1623 code for a protein of 540 amino acids. The transcript is spliced from 2 exons. NCBI's taxonomy places the organism in Eukaryota, Fungi, Ascomycota, Leotiomycetes, Helotiales, Ploettnerulaceae.